AUCUCUAAUCUUGCUUUGGUCUUUCUGUGGAGCCCAGCCCCAAUUCUGAAGCUAGCCGAGGAGUGCUGACAGCCAUUUGAUAAAGUAGCUUACCAAAAACCACUCUUACUUUGAAGAUGCUAAGAUAUUUACGAGUUCUAUGGCAGCAAAUGGACUGUAAGGAAGACUAAUAUAUUUUACAAUAUCACAGGUGUAUAUUCAGCCUGUGAACAAUCUGACAUUUUGAAGUAUGCCUUUGUCUUACACCUUUGAAGGGCUUCUGUUUCCAUAAGCAUACUGCUUAUAACCACGCUGAUGUUUUUGUGUGUCUAAAUUUACAAAUUCUUGGUUGUGCCCUUGAGCAGGCUCCCUUUCUUGUGUGGAGCUUGGAGAGUUCCAACUGAGCUGCAAGUCAGGAAAAGGAGGUGUAGACUUUUGGGCUGUGCCGCUCAGCAGCUAGAAUGUGGUUGGCGGUCUCCUCCCCUUCCUGCACUUCAGCCGUACGCAGUGCACACUCUGGAAUGACAGGCAUUCCUGAGCGGAGAGAGGCAGUGUGAAGACAUAUUUGAAAGCACUGCAAGUGGCCCAGACCUGAACACGGGGGCAUGGAAACUCCGGCGGAUUAAUUGAGCUCGUACUGUUUCCUGGUGUUUGUUUGGCAGUGACACCAAGAGAGGAUUGUGUGUCCCCUCCUUACGUGGAUUUGUCUUUUUAAGAAGUUUGCUUUUGCCCAGGAGAGUUUGUUGUCGUGAGAUACAUCAGACAAUUUAAUCAUGGGGCAAGCUGAUGUCUCCAGACCGGUAAAUCCAGAUGCAGUUGAAGAAGCCGGCCAGACCACUGCAGAUCCCGGCAUGGUCAUGGGCAGUGUGGAAGCUGGGGACACAACGCCUCCCACCAAAAGGAAAAGCAAGUUCUCAGGCUUUGGCAAAAUCUUCAAGCCCUGGAAAUGGAGGAAAAAAAAAAGUAGUGAUAAAUUCAAAGAGACAUCAGAAGUUCUAGAGCGGAAAAUAUCUAUGCGCAAACCCAGAGAAGAACUGGUUAAAAGAGGGGUUCUGCUGGAAGACCCUGAGCAAGGUGCUGAGGAUGCCGGAAAGCCAAGUUAUACCACAUUAAAGAAUGGCCAUACCACCCCCCUAGGGAGCACUGGGUCCUCCAGUCUAGUCCAAAUAGAGGAAGAGCCAGCAGGCAUAGCGAGUCUUCGGAAAGCUAUUCCCGAAGAGGAUCCGAAGAAGCGACUUGGCUCAACCGGAAGCUGGUCUAAUUCUGAUGGAGAGUCUGUUCCUGAGAGUGUACCCAAACAGCCUUUAUUUCCCCCCAAAAGACCCUUGUCUUCUUCCUAUGAAGGAAAUGAAGGGCAAGCAAAGAAUGCCUCUUCAGGCAGCAUGGCAAGGUCCAUCUCUUCCACUUCCACCUCUUCCAUCAACGCAACACCUGCUGCCACUACAGCUGCCACAGGUCUGGCAAAGACUGCUAAUGCCUUCAUUACCCCUUCCCCGGCACCCAGGACUCUGACUUCUGCUCCCACCAGCACCAACACUACUACCACCCCAAGCCUUACUCACCCAGUCUCUGCCAAGCAGCCUCCUAUUCCUCCACCUAAACCAGCUCACAGAAAUAGCAACCCUGUAAUUGCGGAACUGUCUCAAGCAAUUAACAAUGGUACACUGUUAUCAAAACCCUCCCCACCCUUGCCACCCAAAAGAAGCAUUCCAUCAAGCCUCGUCCCCACCUCUGAACCUGCUGCUGUUACCACCACCAAAACACUAAGUGACCAGAGGGAGAAGAACACUGGCUCUGUUAGCUGUGAACCUGUGCUGGUGGUCCCGCCCCUCUCCCCGUCCCCGCCUCUGCCUACUCACAUUCCCCCUGAGCCCCCACGCUCCCCUCUGUUGCCUACAAAGACUUUUGAAGUUGUGCCAGAAAUGAAGUUUCUUCCAUCCAUAGAUCCACCCCAAGAAACUCCACAACAGGAAGAUGAGAAAAAAGAACUUCCCAAGAGGAUAUUGGACCAUAGCUUUGGGGAGCCCCAUGUACCCUCCAGGCUGCCCCCAGUCCCACUGCAUAUUCGAAUCCAGCAGGCCCUGACCAGCCCACUUCCCAUGACCCCUCCCUUGGAGGGCUUUCACAGAGCUCAUUCAUUGCUCUUUGAGAACAGUGACAAUUUUUCUGAAGAUAGCAACACCCUGGGCCGGACCAGGUCACUUCCUGUCACUAUUGAAAUGCUCAAAGUUCCAGACGAUGAAGAAGAGGAGGAGCAGCUCUGCCCGUCUGCCUUCAGCAUAGACAUGACCUCUACCUCAGCCACUCCUGCACAGCCGCACUGUCUGCAGCAGGAAGAGGAAGGCAAGGAGAGUGACUCUGACUCAGAGGGUCCCAUCCAGUAUCGGGAUGAAGAGGAUGAAGAUGAAAGCCAUCAGAGUGCUCUGGCCAACAAAGUGAAGAGAAAAGACACACUGGCCAUGAAGUUGAACCACAAACCUAGUGAACCAGAGUUGAACUUGAACCCUUGGCCUCAUAAAAGCAAGGAGGAGUGGAAUGAAAUUCGGCACCAGAUUGGAAACACACUGAUCCGACGACUGAGUCAAAGACCAACCCCAGAAGAAUUAGAGCAGCGAAAUAUACUGCAACCUAAAAAUGAAGCUGAUCGUCAGGCCGAAAAACGAGAGAUCAAACGUCGCCUCACUAGAAAGCUCAGUCAAAGGCCAACUGUGGCUGAGCUCCUGGCCAGGAAGAUUCUGAGGUUUAACGAAUACGUGGAGGUAACAGAUGCUCAGGAUUAUGACCGGCGGGCUGACAAACCUUGGACCAAACUGACUCCUGCUGACAAGGCUGCCAUAAGAAAAGAAUUAAAUGAAUUUAAAAGCUCGGAAAUGGAGGUUCAUGAAGAGAGCAAACAUUUCACACGCUACCAUCGUCCAUGAGAUUGAGUGUGAGAGAGGAGCUGGAUGACCUGUCCCCGCGCUCAAGGCUGCUUUGCUGCUUCUGUCUCCAGGGUGACAUGUGGAAGGGACUUCAGCACUUCUCUGCACCCCCAGAACUGUUGUGGGAUGAACAACGCUUGUAUGAAUGUAGCAUUUCACUGGAUGGGGUUCUCUGUGCUGCCCUGGGGGCAAAAGGGAACCCUCUGUCGGUGCUAUUGAGCUUUUCCGUGUUCCAGCUUACCUGCCUGGCCACCAGCAUUCUGGGCCACUUGCCUGUUCUGGGUUUCAUUGGCUCCCUGCCCCCCUCACCCUCUGGUGACUGUUCUCAGUAUGUACUGUUAACCUUACCUGCCCUGCCUGGGUUCUGUGCAGGCAUGAAACAGCCAUCAGGGAAGCCAGUAGUGGCAAGAACCUUCUGGGGGUCCUUCCACAACGGAGCGGCCACCUCGAGGGAUGCCUUUGUCCCAUGCCGGCAUGCCAGCUGAAAGCAGGCACCAAGCCUGCUGGAAAGUAGCACUGUGGUCCUCUGCAGGCGCCCGAGCCUGGGGCUGGUCAGGCUCUGACCUGCUGCUCUUCCAUCAGCCUGGCUUCUAUGUAUAAGUGCUCUGGAGGGUGUCAUAGGAACGUUGUUUUGCUUGUCAUAAAUAGUCUGAGCUGCAACCAGAAUCCAAGUUGGUUAAAUGAAAAACAUGUAUCUUUUCUACAUACAGAAACAAGGAAAGGCCUUAUUAUUGAUGCCAACUUGGCCAAAAACUGACCAGUGGCUCUGGUAUUUGUGUUACCUCCAAGCAGUGCUGCCAUGCAUCCCUCUAGAAAGUGGAGCUGUGGCAGCUCUAUGGGCACAUCUGUGGGCCGCUGGCCCCACUCUCCAGCCGGAAUCUCACCACAGCUCUAAGGGAUGAGGGGUCAGCCACGGGAGCAGGUCUGUGAGAAGCAUGAGCAGGCUUGAUGCAGCCCCUGCUCCUCCUUCCCGGUGCUGUGUGCCCUCUGCUGUUGCACUGGCCCGCCUGC
This is a messenger RNA of Ochotona princeps (American pika), 3911 nucleotides long. It is a transcript of the gene PHACTR4, whose product is annotated as phosphatase and actin regulator 4. The transcript has 13 exons. Lineage: Eukaryota; Metazoa; Chordata; Mammalia; Lagomorpha; Ochotonidae. Gene Ontology annotation, molecular function: actin binding. Gene Ontology annotation, biological process: neural crest cell migration; actin cytoskeleton organization. The record is from RefSeq and is a predicted model, not a curated record. Bases 753 to 2900 code for a protein of 715 amino acids.